Lycium barbarum (goji berry) is the source of this 1837-nucleotide messenger RNA. Its product is annotated as methyltransferase FGSG_00040. The transcript has a single exon. Gene Ontology annotation, molecular function: protein binding. The coding region runs from base 61 to 1650 and encodes 529 amino acids. The record is from RefSeq and is a predicted model, not a curated record. NCBI's taxonomy places the organism in Eukaryota, Viridiplantae, Streptophyta, Magnoliopsida, Solanales, Solanaceae.
ACAUUUCCAUCUCAUUCAAAUAGUUUCAACAACACAACCAACACACACACAAAGAGAAAAAUGGAGGAAGAAGAUGAUAGAAUGCAAAAUCUCAGAUCCAAAGCCACAGAGCUUCUACUCAGAAAAGAAUUUAAAGACACCAUUGAAGCUUACUCCGAGUUAAUCUCCUUUUACCAUGACCAAAUCUCAAACACCAACCAAAAUCUUGAUUCAAAUAAGCUCAAAAAAUCCCUCUGUUUAGCUCUCUGUAACCGAGCCGAAGCCCAUUUAAAUCUUCAAGAAUUCCCUCAAGCCUUAAAGGAUUGUAACGAAGCAUCCCAAAUUGGAAACACCCAUUUCAAGACUCUUCUUUGUAAAGGUAAGAUUUUGCUCAGUCUCAAUCAAUAUGGGUUGGCUUUAGAUUGCUUUAAAAAAGCAAGUCUUGAUGAUCCCCAUGAGUUAGAAAAUUCUGAAACCCUUAAUGGGUAUUUAGAAAAAUGCAAAAAGCUUGAAUUUUUAUCAAGAACUGGUGCUUUUGAUAUAUCUGAUUGGGUACUUAAUAAGUUCCAAGGUAAACCUACUGAGCUAGCUGAGUUUAUUGGUCCUAUAGAGAUUAAUAAAUCUGAGAUUAGUGGGCGUGGUUUGUUUGCAACAAAGAAUAUUGAUUGUGGGACUUUGUUGUUAGUUACUAAGGCUGUUGCAAUUGAAAGAGCCAUUUUUCAAGAAUCUAAGGAACAAGCUCAGUUAGAUAUGUGGAAGAGUUUUAUUGAUAAGGUUAUGGAGUCAGCUAAAAAAUGUAUCCGAACGCGUGAUUUGAUUUGUAAGCUAUCAACAGGUGAAAAUGAGGAUCAUUUGGAGGUACCUGACAUUGAAUUAUUUAGGCCUGAGGCAGAAGAUAGUACUAGAUUUCAUGAUAAGAAGAUUGACAAGGAAAAAUUACUUAACAUACUUGAUGUAAAUUCUAUUGUUGAGGAGUUGAUUUCCGCGAAAAUUCAGGGGAAAAACAGUGAUGUGCAUGGGAUAGGUCUAUGGAUUUUGGCUUCUUUUAUCAACCAUUCUUGUGAUCCCAACGUGAGGCGGUCUCACGUUGGCGAUCAUGUGAUAAUCCAUGCUUCUAGAGAUAUAAAAGCAGGCGAAGAGCUCACAUUCGCGUAUUUUGAUGUGUUUUUACCCUUCAAGAACCGCGAAGAGAAGGCGAAAAAUUGGGGCUUUAUUUGCAAAUGCAAAAGGUGCAAACUUGAAAGUGGUGUUUGUUCCAAUCAAGAAAUGAUGGAAAUUGAGAUGUUUCUUGGGAAAGGACUAGAAAUGGGAGGUGUAGUUUAUAGAUUGGAGGAAAGUAUGAGGAGAUUGAUGGUAAGGGGAAAAGGAAAAGGGUAUUUGAGAGCAUCAUUUUGGCAAGUGUAUUUUGAAGUUUAUGAGUCAGAAAGAUUAAUGAGGAAAUUGGGAAGCAAGAUUCCAUUAAUGGAAAGUGUGGUGGACAGUGUAGUGGAUGCAGUGGGAAGUGAUGAGAGAAUUGUGAAGUUGUUGAUGGGAAGAUUGAAGAGAAAAAAUGGCCAUAAUGGGAAUGGAAUUCUAGAGAUGGAAAAAGCAAUGAAAUUGGGAAGGGGGUUGUAUGGAAAGAUAAUGAAGAAACAAACAUUGAAGACUAUACUAUUUCAGCUUGGCAACUAAUAGCAAUGGUGACUUUUAAGGGCUAUUACUGAUAGCCAAUUUUCAAGAUUAAUCUUGUUUUUUUUUCCUGUUCAAAAAUGUAUCUCAUGGUUAGUUCUUUUUUUUUCACUUUCUUUUUUGUUGCUCCGUAGUUUUUGAUUCUUUUUCUCACAAAAAUUAGUAGAAAGAAGAUGAAGUUGAUUCACAA